AUGGGUAUUCGCAACACUAUACUGCUUCUGGCCUUCUUGCCGGUCCUUGCGAUCCUCGUCCUGCCCUUGUUAUGGAGCAGUGUCGGAUCCCUCUUUGGAGUCUACCUUCGACGCAAGACUGAAGGACGAAGACAACACUUGGUUCAGUUGAUGAACGAGGACGAGAAGAGCUGGCGACUGAGAACGAGCUUAUCCUCGAAAGACACCAGCAGCGACGACGACUGGGAGAAUGUGGAGAGCCACUCGGCGGGAAGCUCGGGCAACGGAGAAAAGGGCUCGAAAGACUUCAGCGGUAUCGUUGGCUUCUUUCACCCGUUCUGCAACGCUGGCGGAGGUGGCGAACGAGUCCUCUGGGCUGCGAUCCGAGCCACGCAGAAGCGCUGGCCGAACGCAAAGUGCGUCGUGUAUACGGGUGAUCAUGAAGUGAACAAGGAGGCUAUUUUGCGCCGGGUCAAAGACCGAUUCAACAUCCAACUUCAUCCUCCGAGUGUCACUUUCCUCUACCUCUCGACAAGACAUCUCGUCCUCGCGUCCACCUGGCCCUACUUCACUCUCGCCGGACAAUCUCUCGGCUCGAUCGUCAUGGCCUGGGAUGCCUUCUCACUUCUUGUGCCGGACAUUUUCAUCGACACUAUGGGAUACGCCUUUGCACUAGGCUUGAGCAAGCUGUUGUUCAAGCAUGUUCCUACCGGCGCUUAUGUUCACUACCCUACAAUCUCGACCGAUAUGCUCGAGUCACUUGACCCCAACUCGACUGUCGGAAGCCAAGGCGUGAAUGCUGGGAAGGGCGUAGGAGCACGAGGCUACGUCAAGAAAUCGUACUGGCAGAUCUUUGCCAUGCUCUACUCCUGGGUCGGCUCCUCGGUCGAUGUGGUCAUGACGAAUUCGACCUGGACACAGGCGCAUAUCAAGAAGCUCUGGGGCCCUCUCCGCGACGCGAAGCACAAGAAGAACCAGAUUGCUAUCGUCUACCCUCCAGUUGCCGUGCGCGAGCUCGAGCAAGAGGUCGAGGUCUCGGCAGCCACCGAGAAGAAGCGAGAAAAAGUGCUGGUCUACAUCGCCCAGUUCAGACCGGAGAAGAACCACCAACUGAUCCUCCAGGCUUUCGGAGAGUUCCUCAAGAAGGGCUCGGAGGCAUCCAAGAAUGCGCGCUUGGUUCUGAUCGGCAGCGUCCGGGACGAUGCCGACUCGAAGCGCGUAUACAAACUCAGGCUCUACGUGAACGAGCUCCAGAUUAAGGAUCAGGUCGAGUUUCAUCUCGAUGCUUCCUGGCCGGAAAUUCUUGAGUGGCUGCAAAAGGCGUCCGUGGGCGUGAAUGCAAUGUGGAACGAGCACUUUGGCAUUGGUGUGGUCGAGUAUCAGGCCGCCGGCCUCAUCUCUGUCGUCCACGACAGCGGCGGCCCCAAGCUGGACAUUGUCACCAACAUCGACGGCGAGCCCACCGGGUUCCACGCAUCUACUGCGUCCGAGUUCGCAGAAGGCUUCGAGAAGGCCUUGUCGCUGCCCAACCCGCUGGCUGUCAGAGAGCGGGCGCGCCGCUCGGCCAAGCGGUUUACCGAGGAGGAAUUUGCAAAGAAGUGGAUUGAGCACACGGAGAAGUUGGUGGCGAUGUGCGCAUAG
This is a messenger RNA of Thyridium curvatum, 1620 nucleotides long. RefSeq lists its product as uncharacterized. The record is from RefSeq and is a predicted model, not a curated record. The transcript has 3 exons. Lineage: Eukaryota; Fungi; Ascomycota; Sordariomycetes; Thyridiales; Thyridiaceae. Gene Ontology annotation, biological process: protein N-linked glycosylation. Gene Ontology annotation, molecular function: GDP-Man:Man(3)GlcNAc(2)-PP-Dol alpha-1,2-mannosyltransferase activity. Gene Ontology annotation, cellular component: endoplasmic reticulum membrane. The coding region runs from base 1 to 1620 and encodes 539 amino acids.